Wasmannia auropunctata (little fire ant) is the source of this 669-nucleotide messenger RNA. Its product is annotated as phosphoinositide 3-kinase regulatory subunit 4-like. The record is from RefSeq and is a predicted model, not a curated record. Gene Ontology annotation, biological process: protein targeting to vacuole; macroautophagy; protein phosphorylation. Lineage: Eukaryota; Metazoa; Arthropoda; Insecta; Hymenoptera; Formicidae. The annotation marks the transcript as partial. Gene Ontology annotation, cellular component: phosphatidylinositol 3-kinase complex, class III, type II; phosphatidylinositol 3-kinase complex, class III, type I; nucleus-vacuole junction. The transcript is spliced from 3 exons. Gene Ontology annotation, molecular function: protein serine/threonine kinase activity; protein binding.
UCACAUGCUUCUUUAUUCAUUAUCGAUGUUGGCUAAAAGGCUCCGCGUCACUGCCAAAGGAUUGGAGGCCUCGAGGGGUGCCCGUCGCGCAUCUUCACGAGCACAGAGCCGCGGUGAAUAGACUGGUUUCGAUACCGGAUACCAACCUGUUCGCGAGUAGUUCCUCCGACGGAUGCAUCAAGAUUUGGGACGCCAGUAAGAUGGAGGGACGAAAUAUCGCUAAUCGUUCUAGGCAUGCGUACAUGCACAGAGGAGGCCCGCUGGUUGGCUUAACUGUAUGCGACCAAGGGCAAUCUUUAGCGAGCUCGGCGAGCACGUCCGGAACGGUAUUCGUACUUCGGAUCGAGCCAAACUCUAGUAAAAUGAGCCUGAUCGGCACUCGUCAAUUGGAUAUUCAGGAGGAAGGACCUGCUGUCGAUCUUCAGUAUCUAGAUUCCGGCUCGCAAUCGGUUCUUGUGUACGCCUCGUUGUACGGAUUUCUGGUAGGUUGGGACCUACGAUGUCCCGGCACAACGUGGCGCUUGGAAAACGACUUGAAGCACGGAGUCAUCACGUCGUUUUGCGUGAACAGUCAUCAGCAGUGGCUGACCCUCGGCACGAGCUCCGGUAUCCACACCUGCUGGGACUUGAGGUUUCAACUGCCGAUAACGAGCAUCAAGCAUCCGACAG